AAAUGUGUCUCCAAAUCCUAAUCCAACAUAUAUAUCCACCUAGCUAUUUUUUACGAAGGACACUUAAUGAACCUAUUGUAUUGGAUUGUUUCAACUCAAGGUCUAACUUGAUUGCCAAUAUUUCAAAGGGGCAUCUCUACGUAGCCGGUACCUUGGAGGGUUGGACCAAAACAAACGUCCCACACUCCGAAGAAAACGAACAGAACCCUAUGUCCUUUGGUUACAUCACAGAACUCAAUCUCAUUUCAUUUCACACAAAAACCUCUCUCUUUUUCUCUCCACUCACUUUCUCCCCCAUAUUUUUCCUAAUUUCACACAAAUCCAAUCAUCAUCAUGUCAAUUACAUGCAAAAUAUGUAACAGAUUCAGAAAGCAAUUCAUAUUUGACAAUAUAGAAGGCUUCAAUAAUAAAUACAACAAACUCUAGGGAGGCCAUAGCAAAAUUCCACACUGAAAGUUAAGCAUAAAAGGCCUGCUUGCCUAGCACAAGAUAGCUCAAACUACGAACAAAAAUGGCAAAAGUGAAGCUCUUUAUGAUAUGGUCCAGACCUUUUUCUCUGAGAAUAGUUUGGGCACUACAACUCAAAGGCGUCCUGUAUGAAACAAUCCACGAAGAUCUUUCAAACAAAAGCCCUUUACUUCUUCAGUCUAACCCUAUUCAUAAGAAAGUUCCAGUGCUCCUGCACAAUGGAAAUGCAGUUGUUGAAUCACUCAUAGUUCUUGAAUAUGUCAACGAAACUUGGAAGGAGGAUCCCUUACUGCCGGAAGAUCCUCUUAAGCGAGCGACUGCACGCUUUUGGGCCAGAUAUGGUGAUGAGAAGGUUUUGCCAUCUAUUGGGGAAUCCUUUAUGAAGGAAGGGAAAGAGCAAGAUGAAGCUAUCGUAAAAGCCAAGGAAAACUUGAAGUACCUGGAAGAAGAGCUAAACAGUAAGAAAUUCUUUGGCGGAGAGAAACUUGGAUUUGCGGAUAUUGCACUUGGAUGGCUCGCACACUAUGUGAGUGUGUUUGAAGACGUAGCAGAUAUGAAAAUGGUGACCGAAGAAGAGUUUCCAUUGUUAUCAGCAUGGGCGGCAACUUUUGCAGAUGUUCCUAUAAUCAAAGAUAAUUGGCCGUCUAUAGGCAAACUUAUUGCCAAGUUUCAGGCUAGCAUCGAAAGUCAUCUUUCGAAAAUGUACCAAGUUGAUUAA
Molecule: messenger RNA, 1186 nt
Organism: Pyrus x bretschneideri (Chinese white pear)
Lineage: Eukaryota; Viridiplantae; Streptophyta; Magnoliopsida; Rosales; Rosaceae
Product: probable glutathione S-transferase
Exons: 2
Coding region: 512-1186 (224 amino acids)
Biological process (GO): glutathione metabolic process
Cellular component (GO): cytoplasm
Molecular function (GO): glutathione transferase activity
Source: RefSeq, a predicted model, not a curated record